This is a messenger RNA of Saccostrea cuccullata (small rock oyster), 470 nucleotides long. RefSeq lists its product as uncharacterized. Lineage: Eukaryota; Metazoa; Mollusca; Bivalvia; Ostreida; Ostreidae. The transcript is spliced from 3 exons. The record is from RefSeq and is a predicted model, not a curated record. The coding region runs from base 33 to 407 and encodes 124 amino acids.
CUGGUGUAGACCAGUCAACAAAGAGCCACGGUAUGGCUGAAUCGCCAAAACAUGGGGCGGUUUUUCUUGGGAUCGCCAAAAGCAAUUUGAAUCAAGAUGGUCGCUCAGACAUGUUGGAUUCUAGAACUGGAAUGUACAAAACUAGAGAAUACAAACCAAAAAAGUAUGUACCAACAAUACGAGAGUACAACCCAAAACCAAGAGAAUUCAAGAGGCGGGAGUAUGUGCCAAGAACGGAAAUAAAAUUUCACGAGUACGACAAGAUCCGGGAAUAUGAUCAUUUUUACGAUGUGGAACCACCAGAGGACGAAACGAACAGACGCCCCGGGAAGGAACCUCCAUUUUGUAAAUCAUACAGAGCGCUGGGUUCCAUUAAGAGGACGAUGUCCAUUAUAACACUUCAAUAGGAGCGCCCUCUGUCGUUGCCUUUUUCCUUCACAAAGCGCAAAUUAUGAAACCCCAAGAGGAGC